AUGUCCAAUCCCAGCAAUGCUGGAUUCAAAUACGCACGUCGAAAGAAGAACCAAGCAACCAUGUACGGAGGCUUCUCAGAUGCUACGCUUCGAGGUCGCAAUGUGCCUCAAUGUGCUAGUCCCCACGAUCCAACUUCGGCCAAACCAAACAACCAGCACAAGAUGAUUUGCCUGCGCGCCUACCUACGCCUAUCCAUCCGUACGCCCCAUUCCGUUGGCGCCGCUGAAACCCGAGCUAGUGGCUCUUCAGAGACUUCGUACUUUUUCCCUCUUCACCAGAUAUUGUCAGAGUCCAAUUCAAGUCUUGUCCCAACAAGAAGUACUGGCUACAGGGGUCGCAAUCGGGGCGCCAUCCCGUACAGAUCCGGUCGUCGUCGACAAGAAUCCACCACACUUGGCUGUGAAUCUGCAGCAGGCGAGGCACCAGGGCUGCAGGGUGGUCUGGGCCAGCCCGAACAAACACGGAUCAAGGCCAAACCGAUGCAGGCUUGCAGUGCUGGCUCCUGUUCCGUCUCCGGGGUCCCUUGGCCGCUGCCGCCCUGCUCUGACCGUUCCUGA
This is a messenger RNA of Colletotrichum acutatum, 558 nucleotides long. RefSeq lists its product as uncharacterized. Bases 1 to 558 code for a protein of 185 amino acids. Lineage: Eukaryota; Fungi; Ascomycota; Sordariomycetes; Glomerellales; Glomerellaceae. The record is from RefSeq and is a predicted model, not a curated record. The transcript has a single exon.